This is a messenger RNA of Alligator mississippiensis (American alligator), 2251 nucleotides long. RefSeq names its product centrosomal protein 20 (gene CEP20). The transcript has 2 exons. Gene Ontology annotation, molecular function: protein binding. Bases 1065 to 1514 code for a protein of 149 amino acids. The record is from RefSeq and is a predicted model, not a curated record. Gene Ontology annotation, biological process: cilium assembly; microtubule anchoring. Gene Ontology annotation, cellular component: motile cilium; ciliary basal body; centrosome. Lineage: Eukaryota; Metazoa; Chordata; Crocodylia; Alligatoridae.
UAUCUCAUGAAAAUCUCUUAAUCAACGAAUUAAUUCGGGAAUACUUAAACUACAACAAAUAUAAAUAUACAGCAUCUGUCCUAACAGCAGGAACAUCCUGUGCCUGAUUUGCCAAGAGAAAGUAGCUGUCUGCAAGGAGUACAAUGUGAAGCGACAUAUUCUACAAAACAUGCAAAGAAAUUUGAUGGCCUGGUGGGUCAGAUUAGAAUUGAUUGGGUGAACUCCCUAAAACAGCAUGAAUGGGCAACAGUUUUUUUUCAAAGCUGCAAGGCAGAAUGCUGAGGCAGCAACCGAGAUCAGUUUCUUGAUAUCCAAGGCAAUAGCUAAGAGAGGGAAACCAUUGUCUGAUGGAGAAUUUGUGAAAGAUUGCUUGUGCAUAUUUACAUCUGAGGUAUCCCCUGAUAAACAGUCAAUGGUGGAGGAUAUCAGCCUUUCACAUCAGACAGUUGCUAGAAGAGUAGACAACAUGGCAUCAAACAUUGAAGAUUCACUGAUGGAAAAGACUCAGUGCCUGUCAGUUUUACAGCUUGGGGGUUGAUGAAAGCACAGAGGUGAGUGAUACAGCUCAACUGGCAAUCUUUGUACGAGGAGUAACCAAACAAUUCCACGUUGUUGAGGAACUGCUUGACUUAUGUCCAAUGAAUGGCAAAACGACAGGACAGGACAUUUUCAAUGAAGUGAAAUGUGUCUUGUUGAAAUUCAAUCUUCCAGAGGACAAAUGCUGUGGUCUAACAACUGAUGGAGCCCCUGUGAUGAUAGGCAAGCAUGAUGGAUUUGUCAGUUUACUGGUCAAGUCAGUGCCUCAGGAUGUCAUCACGCAUCACUGCAUCAUUCACCGGGAACAACUGUGUGCAAAGGCCCUGGAGAUGAAAUGUGAUGGAAAAGGUUGUUUCUACAGUCAAUUUCGUAAGGUCAAAGGGGCUUAAUCAUAGACAUCCCAAGCAUUUCUUGCUGAGAUAGGAUCAGACCAUGAUGACAUCGUUUACUUGUGCCAAGUUCGUUGGUUCGGCAGGGCAGUCACUCUAGCCAGAUUCUGGUCACUGCUUGAUGUAAUUAAAACCUUCAUGAUGAACAAAGGAAAAGAUGUUAGCUUCAUGGACGAUGAUGCAUGGCUGAAUGACUUGGCAUUCCUAGUUGACAUCACCAAGUAUCUUGCAGAUUUGAAUAUAAAACUACAAGGGAAGGAUCAAUUUGUCAACAGACUGUAUGAACACAUCCAAUCCUUCAUUCAUAAGCUGGAAUUGUUUCAGAAACAGUUGAAUAAAAAGAAUGUCGCCCAUUUCAUAAUACUGUUAACAAGAUGUGCUGAGACUGUGAACCAUGACAAGUAUUCUGCACUGAUCAGCUGUCUGCUGGAUGAAUUCAAACAAAAAUUUGCGGAUUUCCGGGAACACAGCGAUGAGUUGAAGCUGUUUGCAGAUCCAUUUGGAAUGGAUGCCACCGACGCUCCUGACACGUUCCAGAUGGAACUAAUUGACAUCCAAAAUCACGGUGCCUUGAAAGAGAGCUUUUGAAGAACAUGACCUACUGACAUUUUAUAGUCAAUAUGUUACAUGGCACUCUUUCCCAAAUCUAUUGAAUCAUUGACUUCGGUUCAUUGCACUGUUUGGCAGCACGUACUGCUAUGAACAGCUUUUCUCAAGAAUGAAGAACAUAAAAACAAAAUCAAGAUCACUUUUGACAGAUGGGCAUUUAUCUGGAAUACUCCGCAUUGCCACAUCAAGUGUACCAGCAGAUAUUGAUAACUUGUGCAAGCAAAAACAAUGCCAGGUAUCACACUAAAGAAAUCAGUGUUCAUUGAAGUUUUCAGAAAGUUAAUAAGAGUAGACUUGUACACAUCAUUGUUUUUACACUGUUUUUGUACACUUACAAUGCGGAUUGGAGCAUGCUUGUUUUCUUGAGACUUGACAAGAGUUGUAUUGUCACCUGUCUCUUUUUUUGCCUGGAUAGUUCCUGUUGUAACAGAAUGUCCCCGGUUAUGAACCUCACUGGAUAACUGUGCUCUGUGCUUGUUUAAGAAUGAACAAUAUGUUCAAGAAUAGAGCAUGAAUGAUCUGGGCUCCAAUGUAAAUUUGGAGCAGGUAAAAAUCUUGGUAAAAAUACUGUCCAGUGUUUGGAUUGUGUUUGCUUCUGUUUCUCUUUGUGUGGGAUUGGGGGUUCAACUUGUUACUACUUGUUAAAGAUGUGUUACUAACAAGUUAUUAAUUCAAUAAAAGUAAAUCUUCUUGAAGAUUAUUCUCAAAAAUGCCCA